AUGUCAAGAUUAGAACGAUUGGUAAUAUUACUAGAAACUGGGUCGACUUCAUUUAUUCGAAAUACUGCUGCGGAUCAACUAGCAGAUCUAGCCAAAUCGCACCCUGAGGAUAGACUAAAUCUACUUGCGCGUGUUUAUCCAUUUCUCAAAUCGUCCAAAUGGGAGACGAGAAUAGCCGCCGCCAGAGCAUUUGGUGGAAUAGUCGAUACGGCAGACGUCUGGGAUCCAAAUAGCAUUAAAGAGGGGAAUGGAAAUAGCAUCAAAACAGAAAAUGAAGUGGAAGUGGAAGUGGAAGAGGAAGAAGAGGAAGAAAAAAUUAAUAUCAAAAAAGAACCUGAUGGAAAAGUUAUUAUCAAAAAAGAAUACGAAGAAGGCAAUGCCUUGAAUUCUGUAAACCAUGUUUUAAACAACCACCAGACAGGAAUAAAAGAUGAGAAUGAUUCAAAUAUAAAAGUCAAGAUUGAACAAGAUGCAGAAUUGGAAAAAUUGGACAAUAGCUUUUCAAGCUUGCUUAACUUUGAUCAAUUUAGCCUCCAUGAAUUGAUAAAAAGUGGCACCAAACUUCUUGCUUCAAAAUGUGACGAAUCGUUAAACAAUGAUGAUAUUUGCGAUGACACUUUACUAGGCAGAAUAAAAAGACACAGGUCCAAUAUGUUUCCACCAGAAGAAAAGGAUGAGGAAAACCUGGCUUCCAAUACGCCAACUCCAUCUUCAGCACCAGCACCAGCACCAGCGCUAGCCAUAAACAACGAUAAUUAUUCCCAUGUACAAGUAAAGCAAGAGCCAACACGACCGCACUUGGAUUCUUUUGAUUCGCAAUCAGGUACGGUAACCCCAAUACAAUCCCCAAUCACAGAAACGCCACCAAAUACAACCAAUGCUAACACUGCUACCACUGCUACCACAGCAAGCACAGCAAGCACCAAACCUGUUUCCAGUGCAAGACUCAAAGCCAUGCAGAGAAGGAAAGCAAAAGUGAAUGCCAAAUCUGGGGCGCUACGAAAGAAUAUAGAUUUGACCCAAAGUUCGAUUUCAAGAAAUAUGAUUGAAAGCGGCGAUACCAUGGAUAUAGAUUCGAAUACUCCGCAAGACGAACAGGAUACGCAGGACGCCCAGUUUGACAUCACAUCACAACAAGGCGGCUCGAAAUUAGUGGUGGAAAGCAAGACCACUGAACUUUCGCCAAUUUUAACCUUGCAUGACAAAGUCUCUGGUUUGAUUUGGCCAUUCCAAGGUGUUUACGAGUUAUUAUUGGCAGAUUUAUUUGACGACAAUUGGGAAAUUAGACACGGAGCAGCACUCGGCUUGAGAGAGUUGGUAAGAAAGCAAGGAAAAGGUGCAGGUCGGGUCAUGAACAAGUCAAGACUAGAAAAUGAUUUCAACAAUAGGGCCACUUUGGAAGAUCUUGCCGUUAGACUAUGCAUUCUUUUUUGUCUUGAUAGAUUUGGAGAUUAUGUUUCUGAUACGGUUGUUGCACCAGUUAGAGAAUCAUCUGCGCAAACUCUUGCUGCUUUAUUGAUCCAUGUCGAUGACGAGACUGUUUGCAAGACAUUUAACUGUUUAUACGAAAUGACUUUGCAAGAAGAUCUAUUCCCCAAAUGCUGGGAAGCUAAACAUGGCGGUAUUUUGGGUGUGAGAUACCUUGUUAGUGUGAGGACGGAUAUACUUUUGCGUAUUCCGCAAAUCUUUGAUAAAGUAAUACAGAUGGUUUUGCGAGGAUUUCAAGAGAGCGAUGACGAUGUUCAAUCGGUAUCGGCAUUGACUUUGAUGCCCAUUGCAUCACAAUUUGUUGAAACUAGAAGAGAAUUUAUUAAAGAUUUGCUUUCAGUGAUUUGGGAUUGUUUAGUCAAUUUGCGGGAUGACUUGUCUGCCUCGAUUGGAUCUGUGAUGGAUCUUUUGGCUAAGCUUUGCAGUCAUCAAGUAGUAAUUCAAAUAAUUCAGGAGGAUGCUGCUCACGAUAAAACCAAGCUGUUUAAUCAAUUGGUACCUCGGCUUUACCCUUUUUUGAGGCAUUCAAUCACAAAUGUUCGAAAAGCAGUUUUGCGGACGAUUAUGGAAUUUUUGAAAAUUAAUAAUCGCGAGACAAAAAGCUGGAUCGAUGCUAAAACUUUCAGACUCUUGUAUCAAAAUAUACUUGUGGAACAAAACUCUGAUGUAUUGGAGCUAUCUGUCAAGGUUUUUGACCGCUUACUUGCAGAGGUGCGCAACAAUUCUACAAUAGCAAUGAACCAAGUAUUUGUUAAGCAAGCCGUUGAUCUUUUGACUUUGACCAUGACUCCUAUUGGCAUUGCUAGACACAACUAUAAGAUGAAUACGCACUUGAUCAUGCGAGCAUCAGGGCAAAUGUUUGGAACAUUUGAGGAAAGCGAUAGGCCUCGAGGCGCUAAGAGAACUAAGUCGCAGGCAGAUACGGCCGUGCCAGACAUUCCUACAGAUGACUUGAAUGUGAAUAUUGAUGCACCUGUAUUCAGAGGUGAUGUCACGCUUGUAGGCUUUGAAAAGAUCAUAAAGAUGAGAAUUUGUGCUGCUACUGCUUUUGGAAAAGCAUUAUCAUUGGUUAAUAUGGAAGACAACGGCGACAAUUUGCUGAAGAUUGUUGAAGCAAUUCAAGCUUAUUUCAACUCACCACAUGUUACGACCAAGCUUAUAGGUGCAUUCAUUGUAGAUGCAUACGCGUCUUCAUUUGGGGAGCAAUUACAAGAUGAGGAAAAUGAACAAAAGCAAAAGCAAAAGCAAAAUUGCAAACUUUUGCCUGCAACAAUUGCCGAACAUUUCUCGAAACCAUUGACUCGAGUACUAGAAGACCCAUCGUCUUUACAAAGCUUCAAAGAAUUGGUGCCAACACUCAAAGCGGUGCGCACAUCUUGCUUACAAUUGUUUGAUUGUUUUGUUAGUGUAGGUCGUCUUUCGCCAUCCAAAAUCCCUCAGAUUCCGGUCGUCGUUCAAGGAGAGGCCGAGGCAGGUGCAGGGGCCUUUUCUCUUGACAUUGCAGACAAAAUCCGCACUGAAAAUUUUGAAAAGUUAAAGAAAGGUCUUUCUGCUUCAUCGAGGCUUUCUGCUAACCAAGCACUUGAAGAUGCCAAGCACAGAGUAACUGUUGCGAUAGAAGAGUCUCGAUUGUUGAUUACUAAUAAACAAAAUGCGAUAUUGGCUGCUUAUGCAGGUGCACAAUUGAAAUUGGCUGGUCUCCCAAAGAAGUUAAACCCUAUCAUCAAAUCUUUAAUGGAAAGCAUAAAGACCGAGGAGUCGUACACCCUUCAAUCAAAAUCAGUUAGUUCACUUGCAUAUCUUGUCCUGCAGCUUAUUGCUAAUAACAAGCAAAAUGUUGCCGACAAGAUUCUCAAAAACUUGUGUGCAUUUGUAUGUGUUGACACUGCAGAAGUUCCCGAGUUUCAUCACAAUGUUGGCUACAAGGAUAAAAUAUUGUCUUUGCGCAAAGAAGAAGCCCUGACAGAUCCUGCAGAUGUCGCGGCUCACGAGCGUGCUACCUAUGCUGCAAGAAUCAAGCGUCAAGGAGCUUUGAUGACGCUAGAGGCGAUUUCGAAAAUAUACGCGUCAGAACUAUUUGUUAAGAUUCCAAAGAUUAAAGAUUUAAUGAUUGGUCCAUUAAGAAGCUUGCCAAGCUUCACUGAAGCGGAUCUGAAGGAAGAGUUUAAGGGUCAAAGUAUUAUCGAUGCAUUGGGAAUUUUGAGAGCGCUCUUGCCAAAACUCAAUCGUGCCCUUAUACCUGAGAUAUCUGAGAACUUGGAUCUUUUCCUUUCUGGAUUAAAAUCAGAGUACUCGGUGUUUCGUUAUGCUUCUGCCAAAUGUUUUGCUACAAUAUGUCUGAUGGUGCCAACCAAAGCGUUUACUUUUUUGGUUAAUCAUAUACUCCCCAUGCUCAAAAAUGCAGGAAAUGUUACCGAGAGGCAAGGUGCAGUUGAGACGAUUUACCAUAUUUCGGCAACAAUGGGUACUGAUAUCUUGCCUUAUGUCAUGUUUUUAAUUGUGCCAAUAUUGGGUAGAAUGAGCGAUUCUGACCAUGAUGUGCGUGUAUUGGCAACAACGACUUUUGCGUCAAUUAUUAAAUUGGUACCAUUAGAAGCGGGUAUUCCUGAUCCAGAAGAUAUGCCCAAGGAGUUAUUAGAGGGCAGGGAGAGAGAGCGAGAUUUUAUUCUGCAAAUGAUGGACCCUACAAAGAUUAAACCAUUUGAUUUGCCCGUUGCUAUCAAAGCAACGCUUCGUAAAUACCAACAGGAAGGUGUUAAUUGGUUAGCAUUUUUGAACAAAUACCAUUUGCAUGGUAUUCUUUGUGACGAUAUGGGGUUGGGUAAGACUUUACAGACAAUCUGUAUGAUGUCCUCCGACCACCACAUGAGAGCCGAAAAGUAUAAAGAAACCCAAUCGCCAGAGUAUAGGAAAUUGCCUUCUCUUGUUAUCUGUCCACCGUCAUUAACGGGACAUUGGGAACAAGAAAUCAACCAAUAUGCGCCAUUUAUGAGUGUACUUGUUUAUGCUGGUAAUCCCAGCAUUCGUACUUCCUUGCGAAGUAAAUUGACAACUGUUGAUGUUGUUGUUACUUCGUAUGAUGUCGCCAGAAAUGAUGUUGAGUUUGUUAGCUCUAUUGAUUAUAAUUACUGUGUUCUUGAUGAAGGUCACAUUAUCAAGAAUGCAAACUCAAAAUUGGCCAAGUCUGUUAAGAGGGUGAAAGCAGAGCACAGGUUGAUUCUUUCAGGUACACCAAUUCAGAAUAAUGUGUUGGAAUUGUGGUCCUUGUUUGACUUUUUGAUGCCGGGGUUCUUGGGAAGCGAGAAAGUGUUUCACGACAAGUUUGCAAAGCCCAUUGCUGCUAGCCGAAAUAGUAAGACAUCGUCUAAAGAGCAAGAAGCAGGUGCAUUAGCAUUGGAAUCCUUGCACAAGCAAGUAUUGCCAUUCAUGUUGCGUCGUUUAAAGGAAGAUGUUUUGGCAGAUCUUCCGCCAAAGAUUAUUCAAGAUUACUACUGUGAAUUGAGUGACUUGCAGCGAAAGUUGUAUAAAGAGUUUGCCAAAAGUCAAAAGGAGACAAUCAAGAAUGAAGUCUCAACAUCAGAUAAUUCUGUUGAAGGUCAAGGUCAAGGUCAAGGUCAAGGUCAGGGUCAGGGUAAGGGUCAAGGUCAAACCCAUGUGUUUCAAGCGUUGCAAUACAUGAGGAAACUUUGUAAUCACCCUGCCUUGGUUGUAUCUCCAAACCAUCCAAAAUUCAACGAAGUGAGUCAGUUUUUGGCACAGCGGAAAUCGCAAAUUAGAGAUAUUGAGCAUUCUCCAAAACUCAUGUCUCUAAAAACGAUACUAUUGGAAUGUGGUAUUGGAUCUCAGGAUGCAGACUAUGGAAAAUCAGGAAAAUCUAAGAAAUCCAUUGCGAGUCAAAAUUCGAUUUUACCAACACAGGGUGUCAUAUCUGAGCAUCGUGCCUUGAUAUUUUGUCAAUUAAAGGAUAUGUUGGACAUUGUUGAAAACGAUCUUUUGAAAAAGUAUUUGCCAUCUGUGACGUAUAUGAGGUUGGAUGGUAGUACUGAUCCCAGACACCGUCAAUCUAUUGUGCGCAAGUUCAAUGAAGACCCAUCGAUUGAUGUCUUGUUGCUUACCACCAAAGUCGGUGGUCUUGGGUUGAACCUCACUGGAGCAGAUACUGUUAUAUUUGUGGAGCAUGAUUGGAACCCAAUGAAUGAUUUACAAGCAAUGGAUAGGGCACAUAGGUUAGGUCAGAAGAAGGUUGUUAAUGUAUAUCGAUUAAUCACAAAGGAUACUUUGGAAGAGAAGAUUAUGGGAUUGCAAAAAUUCAAGAUGAAUAUUGCUUCAACGAUUGUUAAUCAGCAAAACGCUGGCUUACAGUCUAUGGAUACAAAUCAGUUAUUAGAUUUGUUUGAUGUUGAAGAUACUGGAGUGAAAGUUGAAGACUCUCGUGGUAAUGGUGGUAGUGGUGGUGGUGGUGAUGAUGAUGAGGCUUCUCGGGCCAAUGGUAACAGUGCAAAGGAAAUUCCCGACUUGGCAGGAGGAUUAACAGGAAAAGCCGCAGGUGCUGUAGGCGAGUUGGGCGAGUUGUGGGAUGAGCAACAGUAUGAGGAAGAGUACGACCUUGAUAACUUUAUAAAGACUUUGAAGUAA
Messenger RNA from Lodderomyces elongisporus, 6123 nucleotides. RefSeq names its product DNA-binding ATPase (gene MOT1). Lineage: Eukaryota; Fungi; Ascomycota; Pichiomycetes; Serinales; Debaryomycetaceae. The transcript has a single exon. Gene Ontology annotation, molecular function: ATP hydrolysis activity; DNA binding; TBP-class protein binding. The record is from RefSeq and is a predicted model, not a curated record. Bases 1 to 6123 code for a protein of 2040 amino acids.